Messenger RNA from Fusarium odoratissimum NRRL 54006, 1554 nucleotides. RefSeq lists its product as uncharacterized. Gene Ontology annotation, molecular function: heme binding; monooxygenase activity; iron ion binding. The record is from RefSeq and is a predicted model, not a curated record. The transcript has 4 exons. Lineage: Eukaryota; Fungi; Ascomycota; Sordariomycetes; Hypocreales; Nectriaceae. Bases 1 to 1554 code for a protein of 517 amino acids.
AUGGAGCAAAAGUCAGUGUUGCUACCAGCCAAUAUUACGGCCGCUGCUUUGUUCCAAGCCAUUGCGUAUCUAGUCGUUUUUUGGCUUGCAUAUCGUAUGCUACUGGCAGUUUACAAUAUCUCGCCAUUUCAUCCUUUGCACCGCUUUCCUGGUCCUAAGAUUGCUGCAGCAAGCUACCUGUACGAGGCAUAUCAUGAUUGGUGGCGGGUUGGGCGUUAUGGACAUGAAAUCCGUCGCAUGCACGAGCGCUAUGGUCCAAUUGUGCGAAUAAACCCGGAUGAACUUCAUUGCUCAGACCCGUACUUCACAGACGAAAUCUAUGCUGGCCCUGGCCGAAUCCGCGAUAAAUGGCAGCACCAACUAAACACGGGGGGGGCCGGUCCCGUUUCUGUGACUGGUUUCUCAACAGUUAAUCACGAAGUUCACCGUAUGCGGAAAGGGGCCUUGUCCAAAUAUUUCUCUCGUCAGCAGAUGCUCAAACUUGAGGGCGAGGUGCAAGAAUUGGCACAGAUGACAGUCGACAAGAUGCUUCGAUUCGCUGGUCGAGAGCCCUUUGACGUGAAGGAAGCCUUUAACUGCUUUACGGCAGAUAUUAUGUCUCAGUACGCUUUUGGUGAAUCCAUGGGCUUCAUCGCUCAAGAUGGUUGGGAGCCGAAUCUGGCAACUUGGGUCAAGUCCUUUUUCCAGAGCGCCUACAUGAUGAGACAUAAUGUCUUUGCAAGGAAGAUGGCUCAGCUUCUUCCGUUCCUAUCUGACUACUUGGGUGAGGAUAUUAAAGCAGUCAUGAGACAGAUGAAUGUUGUCAUUCCUGGGUACAUCGCGGCUGCUUUGAAGAACCCUGAGGGAGGAAGAGUUUUCGCCGAUGUGAUGGAGUCCAAAUCAUUACCAGAGUCAGAGAAAUCCAUGUAUCGGCUAUCGGGAGAGGGGUUCAAUUUCCUCCUAGCCGGGACCGAAACUACUGCCGCCAUCCUGACGGUUAUCACUUACUAUCUUCUCGCUCAGCCACUGACAUAUAGACGAUUGAUGGCCGAUCUCGAAGGAAUCGAUCCGAACAACCUCAAAUGGACCGAGCUCGAGCAACGUCCUUACCUCUGGGCCGUCAUCCACGAAGCUCUUCGUGUAAUGCCUGGUGUAUCUCACCGCUCAGCCAGGAUUGCCCGCGAAGAGGACUUGGUCUAUAAAAGUCAGGAUGGUAAAGUUGAGUGGGUGAUUCCAAGAGGCACUCCCAUCGGUAUGACUUCAAUGAUCAAUCACUGGAAUAAAGAGAUCUUUCCCAAUCCGGACGAAUUUGUGCCAGAUAGAUGGUUGGACGGGGGAAAGCCCAACUUCAAACUACAGAAGCUAUUGAUUGCCUUUGGUAAGGGUAGUCGUGCAUGCAUUGGUGAAAAUCUCGCUUAUUGUGAAGUCUACAUCAUGGCAGCUUUGCUCGCUUUUCGAGUUAUUCCCAGGGCGCGCCUACAUGAGACAACAAUUGAGGAUAUCACAUAUGAUCAUGACUUGAUCGUAGUACAGACGAAGAAGGGAUCUAUAUCAGUCCGUAUUGCUAUCUCAUGA